Molecule: messenger RNA, 1553 nt
Organism: Rhipicephalus sanguineus (brown dog tick)
Lineage: Eukaryota; Metazoa; Arthropoda; Arachnida; Ixodida; Ixodidae
Product: oocyte zinc finger protein XlCOF6.1-like
Exons: 4
Coding region: 210-1394 (394 amino acids)
Biological process (GO): regulation of transcription by RNA polymerase II
Cellular component (GO): nucleus
Molecular function (GO): DNA-binding transcription factor activity, RNA polymerase II-specific; RNA polymerase II transcription regulatory region sequence-specific DNA binding
Source: RefSeq, a predicted model, not a curated record
UGGCAGCGCCCACGAGACGCGAAUGGGGGUCGUUUGUUUACGCUGUGGCACCGUAGAAGAGACGCGUCCCGGCCCCUCGCACCGUCACCGUGUGCAUGUCUUCCACGUCAGUCACCCUCCUUAUCCUAAAUAACUAACGUACCCACUCUGCGUUUAUGGUUUACGCUUAAAAGAAAAGCUUACGGAGAACUUCGUCUCACAGUGUCACCAUGCCUGCCUUUUGCUCUGCUUACGGCUGUCCGAGAACCAACGGCAGAGAUGAUAUUCUUGGACUCUCCGGAGACGGAACCAGCGGGCACACUCCAAGACCAAGUCAUUGCAGCGAUAGAGAUUCUGAUGACAUCGCAACUGAGCCAAUGUAUGAUGCAGCACCGGGUCUGUAUUGCGAGUCGGGAGAAGCUGUAGACACAUCAUUCGAGCCAGCAUGUGAGGCGGGCCAUGUCACCGAUAAGUCUGUUCAAGUGCGACUAGUAACCCGCCACGAAGCAUCACAAGCAGAUGAAAAGAAAAUUCUGUCAACGAGUGCUACACAAACAGAGGCUCAAGCUGUUUCUUCAGGUGCAUUGCCUUUUGCGUCCCUGGAGCCGUCUUCUUCAUUGGCGCCUGUACGCGGUCGACUGCAUUCCUGCCAGCAGUGCACCUAUGUGACACGAAAUAAGGCACAGUUGACGAGACACCUUGGGAAACACAUGGGCGAGCGCCCCUUCCAGUGCCGCAUGUGUCCAGCUACAUACACUCAGGAAUCCAAGCUGGUGGCUCACAUGCGCACUCACACAGGAGAGCGUCCCUUUUCCUGUGUCUACUGCAACGCAUCCUUUUCGCGGAAAGAUUCUCUCAAUAUCCACAUGCGCACGCACACAGCAUUGCGUCCCUUUUCCUGUACCCACUGCAAUGCCUCGUUUUUGCAGAAAUACGACCUCGUGAGGCACAUACGCACGCACACAGGAGAGCGUCCCUUUUCCUGUGUCCACUGCAAUGCAUCCUAUUUGCAUCAAUACCACCUCGUGAGACACAUUCGCACGCACACAGGAGAGCGUCCCUUUUCCUGUGUCCACUGCAAUGCAGCCUUUGCGCGGAAAGACUAUUUAAAUUUACACAUGCGCUCUCACACAGCAGAGCGUCCCUUUUCCUGUACACACUGCAGUGCCUCCUUUGUGCAGAAAUACUACCUCGUGAGACACAUGCGCACGCACACAGGAGAGCGUCCCUUUUCCUGUGUCCAGUGCAAUGCAUCCUACUUGCAGAAAUGGCACCUCGUGGCGCACAUGCGCAUUCACACAGGAGAACGUCCCUUCUGCUGUGUACACUGCAACGCAACUUUUGUGCAGAAAAAGAACCUCGUGAGACACAUGCGCACGCACUCUGGAGAGCGUCCCUUUUCCUGUGUCCAUUGAAAUGCCUCGUUUGUGAUGAAAGGCUAGCCUUUCAGCACAUGAGCACUCACACACGGGAGCGUUGCUUCAACUGUGUCCACUGCAAUGCGUCCUGUUCUCGAAAAACCGGCCUCGUGGUGCACAUCCGCAGUCUCAUACCCUUGUCACACGGGUAAGCUU